UAAUGCAUGUUCACGUCACGAGUUGAACGGAAGUGUGAUUACGCACGCAUCUCUUACUUGAAACAUUGUUGGCCUUAAUCGAUCUUUUACAUAUGCCAAAUUGGACCACUAUCAACAUUUGCCAUAGUGUAAGAUUUUUUAUUAAUUGAUUAUUUAUUGCAUAUGGGCUAGCUACAAAAUUGUAACAUAUUUACUUAACAGAGAAUACUGGGCUGGCUAGCUGCUACAAGAUGGCUAGCUGCAAUUUUCAGGCACAGUUGGUAUCCGUUAUGGAGGUAUUAGCUAAAGCAGCUGUAGCAGAAAUAAACAAACGUGUAGAUGAUAGCUGUGCUGUUAUACGUUUGGAAAUGACCCAAAGCCAGCGAGAUAUUGAUGUACUGAAAAGGAAGUGGCAAAUGAUGGAGAGCGAGUUGAAGAAGACGCGAGGACGAGUCAGAAGAAAAGUUUUUUAUCCCAUGGCAUCAGAGAGAUCUUCAUAUCCAGUCAAGAUUGUUUUGAACAAGCAGAGUAGCUCACAGUGGAGAGACGAAGAGCUGGCUGUUGAAGAAGACUCUCAGCCACAGCCUACAGAUGUGGAGCAGAGAGUGGAGACUGAACCCAUACUGAUCAAAGAUGAGGAGACAGCAGAGUACGUGUGGAAGGCUAACGCGCAGGAAGAGCUCAGGAUCACUGGAGAGGAGUCUGGUUCCAAGCCUGGGAAACCACCAUCCUUUGAGCAACGGCACUGUGAUGAGGACUUCAUCACACAACCCAGCAUGGCUCCUGAAGACUCAGUGGAACAUUACCCCAAUUCUGAUCGUCCAGAGGAACCAGGCACACCCCGGCUCGCUUCUACAGAGGUAUUCCGCACAGAACAGCACCGGCCAGCCAAGGACGAGGACUCACUAGAGCUUGUGAUGGUGAAGAAUGAGAAAGAGGAGGAGCUGGAUCAGACCACGGGCCUGGCAGGACCUGACCAGUUUGUCAUGGAUGAGACUGAUGGGCAGCUGUGGACCUCUGUGGAUCCAGGUGGAGACACUGACCCUGUCUGCCACCCAGAUUUCUCCUUUCAUUCCACAGAAGAGUACUCUCAGAAUAUCUCAAUUUACCCAUCUCAUAGUGGGCUGCCAUCUGCUCCUACUAUGACAGAUGACGUAGGGCCAUCGCUUCACUCUUCUAUAGGAAAACCACAUGCUAACAUGUUCAGUGCAGCAGCACACAGGAAAAGACAUGUCAGGACAUUGGCUGAUGAGACUAGACAACAGAUGCCAGAGGGACAGAGCAGUGAAAGGCUGAACUCAAGUAAUGAAGGAAAUAGUUUAGCUCUACAGCCAAGGCAGCAUCAGUACAGGGCUUCAGAAGCAACAGUGAGAUUGAGUGAGUGCAUGACAGGGUCAAACAUGGCCACCACCUCCACCUUCUCUGGAUACAGUCUGAGUCACAGUAGUUUUAACAUGGUGAAGAGAAUGAGGAGUCAGUGGAGGUCGGGCGGCACCACCGAGAGGCGUUUCAGCUGCACCUUCUGUGGGAAGAGCUUCCAGCGUUUCUGCCAGCUCAAAGUACACCUCCGGAGUCACACCGGAGAGAAACCGUAUACCUGCGAACAGUGUGGCAGGAGUUUUACCCAGCAGUGCAACCUGAUCAGACAUGCUGUAGUCCACAGUGGGGAGAAGCCCUUCGAGUGCAAACAGUGUGGGAAAUGCUUCACCCAGCGCUCUAGCAUGAAGUCACAUCAGAAAACUCACAUAGGAGAGAGUCCAGUGUCUCAAUACGUGGUACCCGCAUACCCUGGGGAUCCACACACAAGUUUAAAGCGCAACUGAAGGCAAUAAACAUCUUCUGAUAUAAAAAGGCUAUGUAUCACUGAUGAGUCAGAAACAUUUAUUCUAUUGUCAAAUUGUAAAUAGGAUAAUUGUGUUCAUAAAUUCAGUCUCAUCCAAAACUGAGUUUUGUAAGUAGGUUCGACAGAACUUACUUUUGGGUUGGGUUUUGAUUUUACCAAUGCUCACUUGCCCACUAACACCGGAUACACAGCUGUGGUGAUUGCGCUCUAUCCAAUCCACCGUAGAACACACAGCUUUUCAGACACACCUGCCCAUCUCACUUUGUUUAACUUGAGUAAUACAGCACCAAACAUCUUAACUAUAAGUACAAUUACUCAACUAAAACCUUGUCAAAAACGUCCAAGUUAACUCAAGAAGUCUAUCUUAGAUUCAUAAUGCUUGCAUCGUUCCUAUGGGGUUUCAUGGGGGACAAACAUUAUUAACUGCCACAUCGAACCUCACCCCCAAGUCUGAAAUCUGUUUUUUCAUAAAAGAGCAACAGAGAAAUGUGGAAUUAGUGCGCUCAGUCGCUCUUUAAUGUUGUCUCAAACCAGAUGAAACAAAUAGAUAAUAAUUGCAUAUUUUUCCUGUAACACUUUCUAUGUACAAAUGUGUUACAGAAGGUAAUUUGAGACAUUUUGACAAGCUUUUCCUCCAAAUUGAUUUGUAAAAUGGUUUUCAUGUUUGACUGUUGACGGCUCUUCACUUUAAUUUCAACAACCUAUUUUCAACUGGUAAUGUGUGUUUGUACCACAAAAUCAUAAAAACCAUGCUAUAUUCAAUAACAUAUAUUUAAUGAAAGAGUCAAUUUGCCAAAAUAAAAAGUUUUAGCUUCAUUGUCCGAAUAAAUAGUAGGGGAGUGUUUAUGUAUGUGCCUUAAAACCCCUAAGUAAAGAACCUCAAUGUAAAUCAGCUAUAAUGCAUCAAUAGUUACUUGAAAUAUAUCAUGAAAUUAAGUUCACAUGAAACUAGUUUAUGGUCUUUGUUUGCCAGCUGUGUUUCAAACAAGUUAUAUACUUUUUUCUAUCCUUUAAUAAAUACCAUACCACA
Oncorhynchus gorbuscha (pink salmon) is the source of this 2852-nucleotide messenger RNA. Its product is annotated as zinc finger protein 544-like. The record is from RefSeq and is a predicted model, not a curated record. The transcript has 4 exons. The coding region runs from base 231 to 1802 and encodes 523 amino acids. Lineage: Eukaryota; Metazoa; Chordata; Actinopteri; Salmoniformes; Salmonidae.